AUGAAUCUGCCAAAAAGACUGCUUAACUUCAAAAUCACAGGUCAAAUAGGUACAGGAAGCUAUGGCGAUGUUUUUUCUGCCGUAGAUAGCAUCACAGGCACAAAUGUUGCAAUCAAGAUGGUUAGAAAUACAGCCACAGGGAUGCGUUCAGACAUCGAGCCAUAUGUGCAGUCAUUGCUCAGCCAUAAAAACAUAUGCAGACUCUACGGGUGCUUCGGUAUAAAGAAUGCAUCCGUACUCGUAAUCGAGCUUGCUGACGGUCUUGACCUUUACAAGUUUCUUAGAAUACAUGGAAGGCUUGAUGAGAGACAUGCAAAGCAUCUUUUCAUUCAAAUGGUGCAUGCUGUUGACUAUCUGCACAGCCAUUCAAUUAUCCAUAGAGACCUGAAAUUGGAGAAUGUGAUUGUUGCCAACGGGACAAUCAAGAUAUGCGACUUUGGUCUUUCAUCGUUCUACAGCACAGAGUCGCUGCUGAGUGACUUCUGCGGAACCCCACAAUGUGCAGCACCAGAAAUCAUAAACGGCGUGCCAUAUAUUGGCCCAGAGGUGGACAUAUGGUGUCUAGGCAUGAUUCUCUAUGCAAUGGUGCAUGGAAAAUUGCCGUUCGAAGAGUAUGGCAGUAGGGCCAUCAAUACACAUAUCCUGAGCUCAAGGCUGAAGAUCGAUGAGUCAUUGUCGUAUGAGCUUAAAGACCUGAUAAAGCGAGCCAUACAGCCAAGCAGGUCAUUACGUAUAGCCAUGGAUCAAAUGAUGGAUCAUCCAUGGCUGGGCAUUAAGAAGAAAAAGUAUAAGAGAGGCAUCAUGUUUAUUGAUAAAAGCAUCAUUGAGAAAAUGAUUGCGAUAGGAUUUGAUAGAGAUCAUGUAUACAGGGCACUAGGCAACAGAGAGUCUAUAGAAACCUCAAUAUAUUGCUUGCUAAAACAAAAUCCAUUCACAUUUGACAGAAAAGCAAUGCAAAGCGAUGUACAGUUCCUAGGCAUCAUCAGAAUCGACACAUCACAAGGCCCAAAAUCCCUACAGGAGCAGGAGAUGCAUCAUGCAAGCAUUGAAAAAAACAAGAUUCUGUAUAGCAUGGUCUCAUCAAGGAGAGGGUGCAUUCCAUUUAUAUGGAGCACAAAGAUACAUGCUGUCGAAAGAGAUCUGAUCAUUGGCAUUGAACAAUCCAAAGCAUUAAUUGAGCAGGUCUUGCAGAAAUACAAGGCAAUUGCUCUCAAAGGGCAGUCAAAAUACACAAUCAGCCAUGAUGCAGGGCUUAAAAUAUCCAUCGAGAUUGCACAAGGUAUGCUAUUUACCAAAUGCAUUUUUCAGCUCAUUAAGGGCCCAAAGACCGAGUUCGUAAGCUUCAUCAUUGAUUUUAUUAGAGUUGCUGAUGAUACGUCUUGCUAUACCAGAUAG
Ordospora pajunii is the source of this 1395-nucleotide messenger RNA. Its product is annotated as protein kinase. Gene Ontology annotation, cellular component: cytoplasm. The record is from RefSeq and is a predicted model, not a curated record. The coding region runs from base 1 to 1395 and encodes 464 amino acids. Gene Ontology annotation, molecular function: ATP binding; protein serine/threonine kinase activity. NCBI's taxonomy places the organism in Eukaryota, Fungi, Microsporidia, Ordosporidae. Gene Ontology annotation, biological process: intracellular signal transduction; protein phosphorylation. The transcript has a single exon.